Messenger RNA from Camellia sinensis, 1131 nucleotides. Its product is annotated as tropinone reductase homolog At5g06060. The record is from RefSeq and is a predicted model, not a curated record. NCBI's taxonomy places the organism in Eukaryota, Viridiplantae, Streptophyta, Magnoliopsida, Ericales, Theaceae. Gene Ontology annotation, molecular function: oxidoreductase activity.
UCUGGUGCCCAGACUUUUUCAAUAAAAAAAAGUCUUAAAAUCAUAAUCUUGAGUUGAGUGGAGAGAGAGAGAGAGAGAGAGAGAGAGAGAGGACAAUGGCGAAGGUGGAGAGCAGUAGCAUAAAUUCGAGGUGGUGUCUCACGGGAUUGACCGCACUCGUCACCGGUGGCACUCGUGGCAUUGGGCACGCAGUUGUGGAGGAACUAGGUGAAUUAAGGGCUCAAGUGCACACAUGUUCCCGCAACGAAGCAGAGCUGAGUGGUUGCUUACAAGAAUGGGCCUCUAAAGGCUUUACCGUCACUGGUUCUGUCUGCGACGUUUCUUCUUCAUCCCAACGACAACAGUUGCUUGAUAAAGCCUCCUCUCUCUUCGAUGGCAAGCUCAACAUUCUUAUAAACAAUGUUGGCACAAAUAUCAGGAAGCCAACUAUUGAGUAUACAACUGAAGAAUACUCCGUGAUUAUGGCUACCAACCUUGAAUCUGCUUUCCAUCUUUGCCAACUUGCAUACCCUUUGUUAAAAGCAUCCAGAGUUGGAAGCAUUGUGUUCAUUUCCUCCGUUGCUGGUCUGGUGCAUAUUGGUUCUGGAUCUAUUUAUGGAGCCAGUAAGGGUGCAAUGAAUCAACUUACAAAGAAUUUGGCUUGUGAGUGGGCAAAAGAUAACAUUCGAUGUAACUGUGUUGCACCCUGGUAUAUCAGAACCUCACUCGUAGAACAUUUGCUGGAAAACAAAGAGUUCCUGGAUAAAAUAAUAUCUCAAACUCCUCUCAGACGCCCUGGAGAGCCCAAGGAAGUAUCAUCCUUGGUGGCAUUUCUUUGUAUGCCUGCUUCGUCUUACAUCACCGGGCAGAUUAUUUCCGUUGACGGAGGAAUGACUGUUAAUGGUUUCUCAGUUAAUUAGGGGGAGAAGACAAUGGCAAAAUUUUGAUAUCCUCAGUACUCAAUGUGUGGAGUGAUAUCAAAUGUUUAUAACGUCUCCUUUAUGAUUUGUUUGUCUGAAUUGUUUUGUUUUCUUAAUGAACUUUUUGCUUCAAAACUAUGUUAUUCGUGGCUGUCAAGAUGAAAUGGCGUAUUUUCGAAGUUUUGUUCACCCUGGUCAAUAAAAAAGAUGACGUCUGUGGUUGGUUAAGUGA